AUGUCUGAUGGUACAUUUUUACUUCAUAUUUCAGGACAAUUAGAAUGGAUUGAUCUUUUGGCACCAAGUAACACAUCUUGGUAUUGUAAAUAUGAAUUUGUAGCAGGUACGGAUUGGAAAAUUUUGAAUGGCUUAGAAGCAGGACUUUCCCAAACGGUUAAUGUUAAUAAUAAUGGUGAUAAAAUAAUAUUCAACUUACCAAUAGAAAUACAAUUUAAGUCCACAAAUCCUUAUGGUUGGCCACAAAUAAUUCUUAGUGUUUAUAAAAAUAUGCAAUUAGCAGGAUACGGAAGAUGUCAUGUACCGCUUAAAGCGGGUGUUCAUAAGUUGGAUGUACUCUUUGCUAAACCACAAGCGUCUUCGUUGUUGGGGUAUGUUGCAUCGUUUUUUGGUUAUCAACCUGAAUUACUGCAACCCAAAAUGUUGGCUACUACUGCAGGAAUUAAUUUGUUACUCAUGGAGUCAGCAGGACAUGGGCAAAUUUCUAUAAAUAUUGUGACGCAGGGAUUUCAAAACUUGGGUUAUGAUAGUGGAGUAGUCAAAGAUUAAUUCCUCG
This is a messenger RNA of Diorhabda sublineata, 556 nucleotides long. It is a transcript of the gene B9d1, whose product is annotated as B9 domain-containing protein 1. NCBI's taxonomy places the organism in Eukaryota, Metazoa, Arthropoda, Insecta, Coleoptera, Chrysomelidae. The record is from RefSeq and is a predicted model, not a curated record. Bases 1 to 549 code for a protein of 182 amino acids. The transcript has a single exon. Gene Ontology annotation, biological process: cilium assembly. Gene Ontology annotation, cellular component: MKS complex.